AAAACAAACUAUGUAUAUAAUCUAAGAACUUCAGGAUCUCUAUCUAGUAAAGCUUGCGAAAAAAGCUUUGCCAAAUGCCAGCUGUUUCUGAAAAACUAUUAGUUUAUACUCUGAUCAGUCACUACUGGAGCCAUGAGUUACCGGGUCAGCGAGGAAAAACUUGAAGAAUACUACCAGGUAUCCCUGGAACUGGUCAGAAAGUGCGGUCCGCUUUUCUUGGCGGGUUUCCAGAAACCGAAAACCGAAUACGAAGUCAAGACAGCAUUCUAUGACUUGGUCACCGUGUACGACAAGAAAAUAGAAGCCACUCUUACAGAUGGUAUUCUAAAGGCCUUCCCGGAAUCCAAAAUAAUAGGGGAAGAAGCUAUGGCAAACGCCAAGACCCAGGUCGAGUUGACGGAUGCCCCCACGUGGAUCAUAGAUCCCAUUGAUGGCACCAACAACUACGUGCAAAAGAUUCCCCAUUGCUGUAUUUCCGUGGGUUUGACCAUAAACAAAAAGCUGGUGCUGGGGAUUGUUUAUAAUCCACCUGCAAAUGAGUUGUAUUCAGCUUGGCAAGGUCACGGAGCUUUUUUAAAUGGGCAACCCAUUGAGGUUUCUAACGCUAAAAAGGUGAACCAAGCAGUGGUGGGCUAUGAGAUCUCCCUAAUCGUGGUGCCCAAGGGGCGGGACAAGAACGUGAAGCGUCUCUACAAGCUGGCCUCGAAUGCCACAGGCACUCGCAGCUUUGGAAGUGCAGCUCUCACGCUCUGCUACAUAGCCGCCGGCAGAUGUGACGCCUAUCAUGUGGAGAAUCUUAAGCCCUGGGACCUGGCUGGCGGUGCGGUAAUCCUCAGGGAAGCCGGCGGCAGUGUUUACAACACCAGCGGAGAGAGAUUCGAUGUGAUGAAACCCGAUUGUGUGUGCACCAGCUCUGAAGAAUUGGCCAAAGAUGUAAUCGAAUUAAUAGAAGCAGCUGACCAAAUUACUGGCUAUACUUUUAAAUAAAAAUUGUAUAAAGCAUUAGAGAUAUUUAUGAAGGCUAAACAACAUAUUCAAUAGGUUGGAAGUUAUGGAAAUAUGAAACGAUUCAAAUAUUGUUAGAUAUAUUUCCUAAUCCCACUUAGACAUAAAGGCAAAGUUCAAAGAUAAUAAGAC
Messenger RNA from Drosophila teissieri, 1137 nucleotides. Its product is annotated as inositol monophosphatase 2. Lineage: Eukaryota; Metazoa; Arthropoda; Insecta; Diptera; Drosophilidae. The coding region runs from base 133 to 987 and encodes 284 amino acids. The record is from RefSeq and is a predicted model, not a curated record. The transcript is spliced from 3 exons. Gene Ontology annotation, molecular function: inositol monophosphate 1-phosphatase activity. Gene Ontology annotation, biological process: inositol metabolic process; signal transduction; phosphatidylinositol phosphate biosynthetic process.